AUGGCAGUCCAAAUCGAUCCCGACGGUGACGUUCUGGUCAGCUGCUCAGGAACUGUCACCUUCCUAGUCUCUAAAAAGGCCCUGUCCCUGGCGUCCCCCGUCCUUACCUGGAUGGUGAAAGCGCCCGUGGAAGGUGGAUUGGCCAUCAAAGACGAAUCCAGCAAACAUGCCAUUGUGAGCCUCCCGCAUCAGGACCCAGAAGCCUUCCGCAUCUUCGGCGAAGUGGCCCACCACAAAUCUACAGAUCUCUCCGAUAUUCCCACGCCCCGCUGCCUUCGAACUGUCGCCUACCUGAUUGAAGAAUACAAUUGUGGUAAAGCAAUGCGUUAUUCAGCUCGUGUAUGGCUUUCACAUACACUGAGGGGCAAAAGCCGUGAGCAGCUGUGGGACUUGCUACACCUGGCAUACGUCGUGAACCUCAGACACCAGUUUUAUGAUAUAUCCCGCAAGAUUCUGUGGACUGUAAAAGGCCGAUUCCGCUGCUGGGAAUACCCAUCUGAAGACCUCGGUGUGUUCUCUGAUGCUAUGCUAGGUCUGUUCAGCCACAACUCUCAGAGAGCGUCUUUUUAA
Aspergillus puulaauensis is the source of this 570-nucleotide messenger RNA. RefSeq lists its product as uncharacterized. The record is from RefSeq and is a predicted model, not a curated record. The transcript has a single exon. NCBI's taxonomy places the organism in Eukaryota, Fungi, Ascomycota, Eurotiomycetes, Eurotiales, Aspergillaceae. Bases 1 to 570 code for a protein of 189 amino acids.